GCUGCAGUGCGUCGUCAUGUCAGUCAUGAAUGGGACUCACAACACCACCCCCUCGUUCAUCCUGGUGGGCCUGCCUGGCCUCGAGGUGGCCCACUUCUGGCUGGCCUUCCCCCUGUGUGCCAUGUACCUCGUGGCUGUGGUGGGCAACUGCGCUGUGGUGCUGGUUGUGAAGGCUGAGCCCGCCCUCCAUUUGCCCAUGUACUUCUUCCUCUGCAUGCUGGCGGCCCUGGACCUGGCGCUCUCCACCUGCACCAUGCCCCAGCUCCUUUCCCUCUUCUGGUUUGAUGCCAAGGAGAUCAGCUACAGGGCCUGCCUCUUCCAAAUGUUCUUCAUCCACACCCUUUCUGGCAUUGAGUCCACCAUCCUCCUGGCCAUGGCGGUGGAUCGAUACGUGGCCAUAUGCCGCCCCCUGCAGCACUCGGCCAUCUUCACCAACUCGGUGACAGCAAAGAUUGGCGUAGCGGCUGUGGUGAGAGGGGUCGUCUUCUUCCUUCCUCCUCCCUUGCUCAUAAUCCGCCUGACUUUCUGUGGCUCCAAGGUGCUCACGCAUUCCUACUGCGUACACCAAGACGUUAUGCACCUUGCUUGUGGCCACACGAUGCCCAACGUUGUCUAUGGGUUGACCGCCAUCCUCCUGGUGAUGGGCCUGGACUCUCUGCUCAUCUUUGUGUCCUACGUGAUGAUCAUCAGGACAGUCCUGCAGUUGGCAUCAAGGCAAGAGCGCCUCAAGGCCUCUGGGACCUGUGUAGCCCACGUGUGUGUGGUCCUGGCCUUCUACGUGCCCCUGAUUGGGCUCUCCGUAGUGCACAGGUUUGGGCAAGGCCUGCCUCGCCUGGUUCACGUCACGAUGGGCAACGUUUACCUCCUCGUGCCCCCUGUGCUGAACCCCAUUGUCUACGGGGCCAGGACCAAAGAGAUACGGCAAAGGGCCCUGAAUAUACUGAGGAUAAGGAAGGACUGA
Messenger RNA from Hemicordylus capensis (graceful crag lizard), 961 nucleotides. RefSeq names its product olfactory receptor 51E2-like. The record is from RefSeq and is a predicted model, not a curated record. Gene Ontology annotation, cellular component: membrane. The transcript has a single exon. Gene Ontology annotation, molecular function: G protein-coupled receptor activity; olfactory receptor activity. Lineage: Eukaryota; Metazoa; Chordata; Lepidosauria; Squamata; Cordylidae. The coding region runs from base 17 to 961 and encodes 314 amino acids. Gene Ontology annotation, biological process: G protein-coupled receptor signaling pathway.